AUGGUAUUUGAAGGUAUUGUUUCCGAUGUAUUAUCAAGAGUUCUUGGUGAAUAUGUAAAGAAUUUGAAUAAAGAUCAAUUGAAGAUUGGUGUACUCGGUGGAAAUGUGGUACUGACCAAUCUCGAAUUGAAGGAAGAUGCUCUGGCGAAUCUACCGAUCAAUCUACCGAUCACCGUGAAGAAAGGAUUUCUCGGGCGGCUGGAACUGAAGGUUCCCUGGAAGGAUCUGAAAUCAAAGCCGGUCAUCGUCAAUAUCGAUUCGAUUUUCGCGCUGGCCGUACCACAGACCGCCAACUACAAGUACGACGAGGAAGCAGAGAAGAAGAAGGAGCGUGAAACCAAGAAGAAGCGUAUCGAGAACUACGAGUGGCUCAAAUCCAUCAAGGAAGCAGAGACCGAACAAAUCGGAAAACAAGACGAUACAUUCACCGGGCGUCUCGUAACGAAAAUCAUUGAUAACCUUCAGAUCGUUAUCAACAAAGUACAUAUUAGAUUCGAACACAAGAAUGAAAUCGGAAGAUUAUAUGCAAUUGGUGUUACACUUGAUAAGAUUUCAGCACAAUCUACAGAUGAACGUUGGAUACCAUCGUUUAUUGAUAGUACCAAAUCCAAUAUUAUUAGAAAGCUAGCAGAGAUGCAUUCGCUAGGUGUAUAUAUCGAUGAUUCCGCACAGUCAAUGCAGAAUCUGUCAACUCAAGAGUUUAGUGACGCAUUCUACAAUGCAAUUCCAUCACUCAAAGUACAUGACUCUAUGCUUAGAAAGUUUAUAGUUAAACCUGUUUCUUCUCAAUUAAAAGUAUCUAUUAAUAAGAGUGAUUUAAUUGAAAAGAGUGUACCAAAGAUUAUAUCGGAGUGUAUCUUCUCCGAUAUUGUUUGUGCGCUUUCCGCUCAGCAACAUCAUUGUAUUCUUAAUCUACUGCAAUUCACCAAUGAGUUCUUGAGAGAUAUCAAGGCUGUUCAAGCGUUCACUGCCAAACAUCCAGUGGCUACAGUCUCUGAGCAAGCAGGAGACCCAGCAACUGGCAGAGUUGGAAGAGAAGCUGUCGUUUGA
Messenger RNA from Heterostelium album PN500, 1050 nucleotides. RefSeq lists its product as uncharacterized. The transcript is spliced from 4 exons. Bases 1 to 1050 code for a protein of 349 amino acids. Gene Ontology annotation, biological process: protein retention in Golgi apparatus; protein targeting to vacuole. The record is from RefSeq and is a predicted model, not a curated record. Lineage: Eukaryota; Evosea; Eumycetozoa; Acytosteliales; Acytosteliaceae. Gene Ontology annotation, cellular component: extrinsic component of membrane.